Messenger RNA from Aedes aegypti (yellow fever mosquito), 1415 nucleotides. RefSeq names its product nucleoporin Nup43 (gene Nup43). Lineage: Eukaryota; Metazoa; Arthropoda; Insecta; Diptera; Culicidae. Gene Ontology annotation, molecular function: protein binding. Gene Ontology annotation, cellular component: nuclear pore outer ring. Bases 204 to 1319 code for a protein of 371 amino acids. The transcript is spliced from 2 exons. The record is from RefSeq and is a predicted model, not a curated record.
CGUGUUCCUUUUAACUUUUUUCGUUGUCGAUUCGUAACGCCAAAACAAUUCGAAUGACAGAACAAAACGCGCAUUCUCGUUUCGCCGGCUGUUUUCGCAUUUGCAGACAAAUUUUGUGAAUUUUACGAUAGUUUUGUGAUUAUUCCGUGCAAAACCCAAAAUUCUGUGCAAGUGAAAUCACUUCCCCGCACGGCGACGCAAUCAUGGUCCCGGAAAGCACCAAGGUCAACAGCACCUUCAUCUCGGAGAAGGUUUCCCGCAUCCGGUGGAUUCCGGAACAGUACGACGAAUCUAGCUCGUUCCUGACCGGCAGCUGGGAUCUGGACGUGAACAACUUGAAGGUGUGGAAAUUGCUCCGCAAUGAUUAUGCCGACGACGAGAACGAAUUCGUGCCGAAGUGCACGGCCGAGGUUUGCUUCACCGGGGACAUCAGCGGGAUGGAAUUUGUCGACGAGCGCACCGUAAUUCUGUCCAGCACCGAAGGCUUCGCCAGUUUGAUCAGCCUGGACCGGGAGAAGGACGAGGACAAUCUGCAGGAGCGGCACCGAUUCGACAGUCUGCACAAAUUCGAUACGUUUAGCAGUUUGAAUGCGGCGCCUUGUACCGGAUUAUCGGUCCACGAUACGGACGUGGCCACGGUCGGAGAGGACGGCCGCCUAAAUGUGGUGUCCACCGUGGGACUCAAAGUGCUUCGGAGCAUUGCCAGCGCCGACAGUUGUACCAUCAGCUGCGUGGCCUUUCUGAACCCGAAGGAAGUACUCACCGGAAAUCGGUUGGGGAUAAUCAAGUGCUUCGACAUCAGAGCCGAGGGCCAGAAAGCGGUCGGAAGCUUUGCGGUGUCCUGUGAGGACGAGAAACGAUCCAACUGUGUGACCUGCAUCACCUACCAUCCGACGCAAAGGCAUAUCAUUCUGGCCGGCAGCGAGGAGGGAUCGAUAACCGUGUGGGACCUCCGGCAGCCGCAGUUUCCGGCGUCCUACCUGAAAGCGCACGACCACGCCAUCAGUGAGCUGGCGUUCCACCGGACGCAACCUUCGCGACUUUUCUCCGCCUCCGAGGGUGGCGAACUGUGGCAGUGGAAUCAGAACACCCUUCCAACGGGACCUUCCGCCACAACCGGUGCGCUGCUGGGAACGACACCGGUCGAAACCGAUACCAACAAUCCGUGGCUGAAUGGGGAAAGGGCCAAGAGCAAGAUUAGCGUAACGUCGCUACUGAGUGGCAUCCGGAAGGCGGUCAAUUCGUUCGAUUCGUGCCGCUCGAAGGUCAUUUGCGGGGGAGACAAUGAGGCGAUCUAUUUGUUGGAAAAUGUGAAUUGAUUUCGUUGUGUCGAAUCGAUGGAUUAAAAUACAACAUACUUUGAAUUAGGCAUAAUAAUUUUAAUUGAAAUUAAAAAAGUGAUUACAUUAUUGAAA